GGUGUUUCCAGUUGGCGCCAAAAAGCAAAAAGGAGGAAUGAGUGGCGCGCUCUGGUGGAUUCGGCUAUAAUCGCUUAAAGCGGUUCCUACGCCAAAUAUAUAUAUAUAUAUAUAUACAGCGAGAGUAUAAAAUGUUCGGUUACACCCGAACUUAGCCCUUCCUUACUUGUUUCAAUUUAAGUUUUUUAAAUAUGGCUCUUCGCUGAUAGGUGCCCACAAUGGAGUGUUUGAUUUAUUGAUUGAAAUGAAACACAAUGAUCAACCCUCUUAAUAAUAUUUACAAAUAUUGCUGUCGUUUCCUUCCUACAUACAUUCAAAGAAGACUUUUAUCUUCUGAAUAUUUGCAUUUGUACCGAAUAUUUCGUUGACAAUGCAGUAUGUAAAAUAAAGCAAAAAAAUAAACAUUUUGCAAAGUAAAUUCACCACAACAACGAAAAAUACUCGAACAGUUUUACAUGUAUGAGUCAGAUCAUAUCUACAUCACGUCAAAUUUCGCAAAGGAACGCUGAAAGUCAUAUGUGAAGCUCAGUCGUUUGGUUACAUUGUGGUUUACCGGCACAAUCGCUUCGAAUUAACAUUGGAUUUUACGAGCAGUAAUUGCUAGUAGUAGUACUUACUCAGCUUGGGUGAUAUCAUAUUAGUACAGCUAUACUACACCCAUUCGACUUUUAUGGCCGUUUGGUGCAGUUAGUGGAAGGACGGUCGUCGUGAGUGGGCACAUUGCAGCGCAUCUGACGGCUGAAGCAGAAGGAAAUAAGCAUGUCCUACAUUGUUGUCCGAUAUAAUUUAUAUAUGUCAUCACACUCCUUCCAUGCCCUGUAAGAAAAUAUUAACAUAUGAAAGGAUUAUUUCAAUUCCUUGUUGUCUUAAACAAUUCUUAAUAAUAUUAAUACUCCGACAUGCUGAUAUAGUAUGAAUAUCUAAGGUAUUAUUUUUUGGUAAACUUUUCCAUAAGAUCCUCAAUUCACCAUCAUCUAAAAAAAUUACGCCUCUGUUAUGAAAAUUCCUCAAACAGGAAACUAUAUUUCUCUUAAAUUAGUUAUGGAGGUUAAAUUAAUGAUGGAAUAUAUUGUGGUUUUUUGUUUUUAAGAUUGCAAAAAACCCAGCCGAGCCUACAGAUGACUCCUAUUCUCGCUGAACAAUAUUUGAUACUGGCGAGCAAAUAAGAGAAUCUGAAGUUGCAGAUUCUGCAGAUAUUUGCCAGCAAUAUUGAAACUCUAUUAAGCUUCUUCGGCUCAGCUCAACUUCUAAGUAUAAAAUUACGCUCGGCUUAGCGUUGAUUCUGCUACAGCCACACGUCCUUUUAACCCAGCAAAAGCCAGACGAAAUUCACAUUUCAUAAUAUUAUUGCCCCUAAUGUUGCUCAUACAAUGUUCGCUGCUAAAAAACAUUCCGACUGGGGCACCUGAACCGAAUCAAAACAAUUGAUAUUUAUUCGUGUGUGUUAUAAUGUGUAGGAUUGUUUUUAAAAUAAGCUACAAAUCAAAUAACAAAUACAAUAAUAACAUAUGAGACAUCAAAUCGAAAAGCGAAUCGUCUCAAAACACGAAAAGUCAACAAUAAAUAGAAGCAGAACUUCGCACGAAAGCGAAAAGUACAAAAACAUCAAGAAACGAAAAACAAAAAAUGAAAAUAAAAAUCACCAACGAUGACGCCAACCAUCUGUGCGCUGGCUCAUAGCGCUGACCCAUGCCAUGGGCUAAGCGUUAAUGAGCAUUGACUUCGCACUUUGGCGAUGACGUUUCCACCACUGACGCUGUCGCUGCCGCUGCCGUUCAGUCUGUGAGCGCUUUUGCCGUUUGAUGUACCUAUUAUUCACUUCUAUUUCGAAACUGCUGACGCCAAUGCCAAUGCGUUUCUUCUGUUCUGUUUGGCAUACGGAAUUCAGCUGAAGUCAGUCAGUCAGUUACGCGUAGAACAGUUAGUUAGCACCUAGUGUCCGCUGCAGUGUAGCGCGCCAAUAUUGAAUAUACAUUUUUCUUUUAUUCAAAUACGUGUAUCGAGCGGCAUUUAAUCAGCUCAACAACAAAUUCGCUAAUCUCUUGAAAUGCACAGCGAUACUUCGCAUUCCUCAUUGCAUAGCUGGCUGUUUAGUGGAGUACAUCGGCAGCGGUUUGUUGUGGUUUCACUCGGCGGCGACGUGAUUCAUUGGUCGCAGUAUUUUUUAUACUUUUUAUGCCUUUGGCUUGCAUUUAUCGAAAACGCAAGUUUCGAGUGCUGCAACCAGCUGCUGCCUGCCUCGCUACGCCGAGCAUUCUAAAUUAGGCGGUCCGCUCGUCAGUUCGGUUUUUUGGCCACUCGCUGAUAUCAUCGCUUCGAUUAGUGGUAACGGUUCGGCCAGCGGUUCUGAUAUCACUGCCGCAAAUAUUUCGCAGUCGAAGCAGCCGAGGCAGUCCUCCUUCUUAAUCAUCAACGGACGUUUGUCUUCGGUGCUUGUUAAAUUCAUUGAGCAAUCAAAAGUAAAUCAAAAUUAAUUUCCAAAUACUUGCUGAAUUGUAACACAUUGCAAAUUGCUAACCUUGAACGAUACACAGCGCGGUGCGGGUGUGAACUGUCGGUAUGAAGUGCUCUCAUAAAUAGCAUCCAUACUUUUCUUGUUUGAUGCCAAAAAAUUCCAAGGCGUUCGCACUUGAAUUUUCGCAAAAUAAAAAACAAAGUGGCGUACAAAUAUUCAAAUGUGUAUAUACAAUCUGUUAUUUGUGUGCAUAUUUUCGGAAAUAUAGAAUCUGAAAAUUGAAAAUUUUCAUUUGGUGAAUUACACAAUCAGUGAAACUGCGGAGCUGGUGUGGUGAGAUUUAUAUAAUAUUUACGCGCACAAGCAGGCAUCGAGCAGUGAAGACUUGCAUAGCCAGCCGGCGGCGCUAGUGACGAUUUGUGGCCUGUCGGAGUACCGCGCAACUCGUGAGCGCGUUGCAACAGGCGGAUUAUCAGUGAGCUCUGCAAAUGUUCUGUUUGGUGGUGAAUUUAGAUUUUUUGACGUGAUUUAUUGACGCUCUCAAUUCGAUCGACGUAGCAGUUUAAUAUUGCGUGCGGAUCUGCAACCUCUGUCGCACUUUUAAUUUUAUAAUUUCUUAAAACCUUUAUAAAUUUGUAGUGCAAUCCUCAAGUGCAUCAUAAAAAUUUAACAAAAUAAGUAAUUAAAUUUGUGCGUACGCGUCCCAAAGUCGUAGAAAGCAUUCUUUUGUAGAAUUUGUGUAACUUUUUUAAUUUUUCGAAUUUAACGCAUUACGAAACGAAACCGCUACGAAAAUGGGUGAUGAUCUGUUGCCCGAACUUGGUGACCUUGUGUUUUCAGUGCUAAUCGGCUAUGCCGGAGCCCUGGAAUUUCUGUAUGUCGUGCGCCAUCUGUAUCAUUGGAGCUGUGGGCACAUGAACACAACGCAAAAUGAUGCAGAAAGCCUCCAACGACUCCAAGAACGUAUGCGCAAUCAGUUAGCAGAAGCAGAAUCCAAAGAACGACAAGCUGGCACCGAAGUUAUGAAGGAUGGAGUGCUUUAUAAAGACGGGUUUCGAAUAGAUGCCGAACAGUUGGAGAGAGAGCGCUUAAAAGCAGCACAAAAUACACCAGAAACACGUGGGAAGCGUAAGCAAGAGAUUGAACUGGAACUCAAGCGGCAACAGGAGAUCGAAGAAGAGACUAGGAAGCAAUUGGCCGAGGCUGAAGCGAAGUUAGCUGAGCAACGUAGGCAGGCUGCUGAGGAGCAUGCAGCGCAUCAACGCGCCGAAGAGGAACGUAAGUUAUUGAAAGCCGAACGUGCGCGCGAAGAACAACAGAAAAGAGAAGAGGAAGAGAAGGAAGCAAUGGAGGAAGCGCGCAAGCUUGUAGAAAUAGAACGAUUGCGCGAGGAAGAAGAGUGUAGAAGAGAAAGUGAAGAGAAGGCACAUAAACAGAGAGAGGCUGCGGAAAAGGAACUUAAGCGUCAAAAAGAAGAAGAAUUAGCAGAAAUUAAACGCCAAGAGAAAGAAGAAGCGGCACGUAGAGCAGCAGAGGAAGAGGAAAAGCUACGACAACAAGAAGAAGAAUUAGCACGCAUAGCGGCAGAGGAGGAGGAAAUGAAGCGUCAAGAAGAAGAAGAAGCGGUACGUAGAGAAGAAGAAUUAGCACGAAUAGCGGCAGAAGAAGAGGAAAUUAAGCGUCAAGAAGAAGAAGCUGCACGUAGAGCGACAGAGGAAGAGGAAGAGCUGCGACGACAAGAAGAAGAAGAAUUAGCACGAAUAGUGGCAGAGGAAGAGGAACUUAAGCGUCAAGAAGAACAAGAAGCUGCACGUGCGACCGAACAGCAACGUGCAAAAGAAAAAGAUCUUAAACGCCAAGAAGAAGAUGCCCCUAAAACUGCAGAGAAAGAAGAAACAAAACAAAAGCUUGCAGCGGAUGAAGAACUGCGACAACGUGAUAACGACUUGCUAAAAGUGUUAGAAGCAAAUACAACGAGAGAAACUGAUGAGCCAACACUAAAACUUAUACAAGUUGAGAAACAAAUCGAGCUCGAACAGCUUGGAAAGGAAAUAACCGACUCUGAACGAGCGACAGCAAGUCAACAAGAGAUAGAUGAAGAAGCCGAAGCUAUUGAAAGCGAAAGAAAAUUAUUUGAAUCGGAACGACUGCUAGAAGAAGAACAGCGAAACCAAGAGCUUGAAGAGCAGCAGCCCCUGGAGCAAGUGGAAAAACGUAUUUACAAAAACGAAACGCAUUCAAGCACGAAUCCGAAGAAAGUAGACGAAGCGGAAACUUUAGACAGCAUUAUGCAACUGCUCGAUGCUGAAAGCGAACGUCAUCUACGCGAAAAAGAAUUUGAGGAACAUGCAGCACAAGAGCGUUUAAAAAGACAAAAAAUAAUUGAAGAUAAUGCUCGUAAGUUUCUUGAAGCCGACCAUGAAAUGGAAGAAUUACUAGAAAGUGUACAAAAGCAACGUCGUCUAUCUGCCACUGAGAGUGCACCGCAAUCUCCAGUGUUUGAAGAACCAUGCAUCAAAAAAACGAUGAGCCCACUAUCCGAUAAUUCUGACAGUGGAGGCGAACGUCUGACGCAGACGGUUAAGACACAGUUUGGCCAAACCAGCAAUGAACCAUAUUCUUUAUCAACGAAGCCGUUGCUCUUUAAAAGUAUAUCCGAUGAUACUCCAUCUUUUGAGCCUGAGAGUUCGUUGAGUGCCCAAUCACCAGAAGAAUAUGACAUUGAUCGAGAUGGAACAACAGAAAGUAAAAUAGAUGUGCAAUUUGCACAGUUGGAACGACAAGAACCUGACGGUGGUGAAGACAACGAUACUGCAGCCUCUACACAAUAUACUGAAGACUAUUUGCGCUCACUUGAUGGCAUCAAGCAACGACCAUUGGUACGUGAGGAUGGUUCUGGACGCCGACGUGCUUUUAAGAAGCGACGUUCCAGUGGCAGUUCCAAUUCAUCAUUCGAGUCACGUGCCUCACGUGAGGAGGAAGUUAAAAUGUUCACAUCACUUGAGGAGGAAGAACUGCAACCCAAGAAAGAAGGUGAUGCAGAAUUUACGCCAAUCACCUACGGAAGCGAACCGUUGUUGAAGGUAAAAUUGCCUAGACGACGUCAUAAGCGUAGCCCAGCGAAAGAUGCCAAGCCGAGCGACACCAAUGUAAGAGGUUCCCUGGAGAUGCUUGAUGAAGAAGCAAAUACCAAUCCAUGGGGCGAAGUCACCCCCGAGCACUACAAGGAUAUGCCAUUCUGGAAACGUGAAAAGUCAAUGUCCAUCGACGAGGAAGCCAUCGAGCUCGAACCGCCUGCCACAAAAACCGAUGCAGAACAAGACAAUAAUGCUAGGAAUAUGCCACAAGCCUCUGCCUUUGAGGAGGCUACGCACACACAAAACGAGGAGGCUAUAACAGUAUUGCAGCGACAACAGACGAAGGAAGACCAGGACAAUGACGAACAUGAGCAAGAUGCAGUUGAGAAAACACCAGUAGACAUUCAAUCGAACCUUAAGAUCACACACGAAGUAUCACCCGAUUCUCCAGUUAGCCGAAAAUCUGCUUCUCCACGCUUACGCCGUAGUCCGCGCAUUGAAGAAAUGGAUCAGUACGAAGAAUUGUGGAAUAGGGCGAACGAAUCGAAUACAGCGGAUGAAUCUUUAACAAGCAACAUGCCGUCAACUCCAUCCAUUACUGUUGACAAAUCACCAGAUAUUGCGUCAUGGCGUGAUCAAUACGGUCUGCUAAUGGAGGGACUUAGUGAUUUUUAUGACUUCACCGCUUCUGUAAACCCCUCGCGCUCACGUUCCACGUCUCGUCAGGCCUCGCCUGCAACUUCGCAACCCAGUACACCACUUCCUAAGGAUGUGGAAUUUGUGUUUAGUGAAGAUGGAAAAGAGAUCAUAGAAAUAUAUGACGAUACAGGCUCUGUAAUGGAGACAGAGCUUACAAAGGAAAAAGUGGUGGAAUUUAUAGAAUCCUUGCAAAAUGACUGUGUAAAAUUGUCACAAACGAUUGGAGAUCACUUACAAACUGUAGCAGACUCUCCAGAUAUUACUAAAGAUGGAUCGGAAGGCGAUUCACGCAAUGAAAUGAGGCUGUUAGUUCAAACAUUACGCGUAGAGAGACAAUCUAGAUCACAUUCGCGUUCACCACUACCCACAGAAGAUCAACUCGGUCAUAGCUUGGAGAUGCGUCGCAAUAAAUUGAUUAAACACAACGAUGCAAUUUUUGAAGCAUUAAAUCGUCAAACAUCGGGUAGUCCUAAUAUAUCCGAGCAGGGAUCGAAUACUGUUGAAUCCCCAGUCAACUCUGACGAUGAUAUCAGAUUAUUAGUCGAAAGUCAACGAAUUCGAACAAGAUCCCGUUCGAAAUCACCCCUUCCAACUCCACAUAAUAUUGAACGUAGUUUGGAAACACGACGUUCUAAACGUAUUCGGCAAAAUGAUGAGUUAGGUGAGAAGCUUGGUUUAGAGUCCAGUAUAAAUCGUACACCAAGUCCUACAGAGUCACCUGAUUCAGUUAUAGAUUUCAAAGAAGAGCACUCCAAAGAUAGUAUGAGUCUCCUAGUAGAAUCUAUUCGCGUAGAAAGAACAAAAUCAGGGUCACGUUCGCGGUCUCGCUCACCCUUGCCAACGGCAGAGAACUUAAGAACUGGCUUAGAACAGCGACGAAAGAAGAAAAUACAACAAAACGAUGGACUCUUCCAACAGCUUCAUAUUAAUAUACCAACCAUUCUGGAUGACGAUUAUAUUGUUCCAGAAAGAAGAGCAAUCACGGCUCCCGUUAUUUCUAUACAAUGUUGUGAUGAAGAGCUCGAAGAAAAUACUCCAGAUACCGCCCAGGAAGAAAGUGAGUAUUCACUGGAAAGUAUGACUAGUUUGGUUGAGUCACUACGCUUACAACGUUCACGGUCAAAGUCACCUAUGCGGCGCCUUGAACGCGAACGAACACCAGAACCAAGUAAAAUGCGCGUGGGUAUAGUUGAAGCCGAUCACAUGAGUGAAGAGGAAGACCAACAUGAGCGAAGAUCACGAACGCCAUCGCGCUCAGUUUCAUUAUCACCCAAUCGCAUCAGUCUGCAUUCUUCAUCACAGCCAGUGGAGGAAAUACACUUUCAUGUAAUGCUAAACCUAGAAGCCUCUCAAAAUCGUACACUUUCCAAGUGCAGCGAAGAAAUAGAGACCAUUCUGGCUGAAAAGCAACGCCAAGUAGACGCAGACGCCUUACGCAAAUUGAGCAACGCCAGUGAAGAAAUAGAGUUGCGUACUGUGACACCCGUCUCUCCACUUGUACCUCAAGAUAAAGACCAACUGACACCCUUACCACUCGACGAGCGUAUGCGCCAACUACGUUGCUCACCGACCACGCCCGAUUACGAUCGCACCAGAUCGCAAGAGUGGGGUGAUGUGCAGCGCAUAAAGGAUGAAAUGUUGACAAGUGGAUUUAAGCGAUCCACAUAUGUCGGUGAAUCACUGGAUCUCGGCAGUGAAUUUGUGCCAUUACGCGAACAAACAGCGCGUUUCCGACGCUCACGUAGUCCAUCACCUUCACUUAUUUCUACAGAACCAUCCGAAAAAGUCGAUGAACGGCGUCAGGUGCAGGAGAAAAUAUUGGCCGAGCUUAUUUCGGCCUCUGAACAGCUAGCAGAUGAGAAACGUUUGGGAGCAAAACCCAAAGAGCUGCGAGAUACCAAGUCAAAGGAAAAGCAGCAGACAGAGUACGAAGAGCUGCGGCGCAUAAACGCAGAAUUUCAGCGAUCUCGUAGUCAAAGCCGUUCACCCCUAGGUGACAUCGAGGCUAUCGAAGUGGCGAAAAUUGAUGAAGAAGCCACGAAACGAGAAUUACAAGACAGGAAAACCGAUUUGGAAAAGGCAAAUAUUAAUUUUCAAGAAUUCUCACGAUAUCUAAAUGCCGGUUUCUUGGACAAUGAACGCAGAGCGUCUGACUCAGCGCUCAUACAGAAACCAGAGAUUAUAGUUCAACUACAGGAGCUCGAAGAAGAUUUUGAAUUAGAACCAGAGAAUUAUCAUCACUUUCGACGUUUCUCAUUGAAUCAGGAGCAGUCGAUUGAAGAAUACCCCAAUGAUGACUACGUUUAUGUUUCGCAAAUCGAAGUUCAAACGCCCAGCGGUACACGCACAUGGAUAAGGGAAGACUACUACAGCGAAGAUUUCGAUCAGUUGAAUUUAUUCACAGAGGGAAGUGAUGCAAACGUCACGUUUACAAUAGACGCUAAUAAUGAAGCUGCAGAAGAACUUCAACGCGCGGAAGACGAAGAAACGGAUGGUAGCGAAGAUGAACGUCAAACUGUGGUUGAUGUUGACGAUGAAAUAGAUGAGGACAUUUGUGAUUUUAAUGAACGUGGUCCAGCCGAUGAAUCUCACCACGAACAGUCCGAAUGCGAAGAAGCAGAGCGCGAAAUGGAUCAUUAUGCUGAUAGAGAUGCAGAUGACUGGCAGCGGGUAGAAAACAUCGAAGAAUUGUUGGUAGACCAGAGUUUGUUAGCUAAUGAGGAAGGCGCCGUAGGCGGCACUUCUUCCGCAUUAGACUAUGAUUCAGACUCGGCGGCGAUCGAUGAGAUCUACGAUGAGGCAAUAAAGAAUCGGAAACAAUCGGGCAUACUACGCGAUUAUGACAGCAUUUUAAAUGAAAUGCAAAAGAGCUAUUUGAAUAAAGAGAUCUCAGCCGAUGGCAGUGAGGGUGAUGUGAGUGGAACCAGCGAUACCGAUCAUGCGAAUAAGAGAGCAAAUAGGAAACAAGGAAACACAGCAUCACUGAAACUGAUAAAUAAUGAGCGCCAUGAGCAUGAGCUACGAUAUCUGGGAGAUGCAAAUGUGGCAGAGAGACAAUCAACGCGGUUGCGCACACGUUAUGGAUAUGCUCCGCAGCUGAAUGUUAAGGGAAUUGACGAUUUAGACAUUGAAGUAGACCUAAGUUAUACACCUAAGAGAGAGUAUAAUUGGCGUAAGAAUUUCAAAAUAGACGAAGAUGAGGAGAACUCCAAUAAUAUACAAAGUCUCGAUAAGGACACAAAGACGGAUGAUAACACAAAUAAACAUUUGGACUUGCGGAAAUUUAGUCUGGGUGGCGAGAGCAUAACUCUUUUUAGCCAAGGUGCGGAAGGAAUUUGUUAUGUUGCCGAUGAAGAUCAACUGAACACCGAAACCAUAGAGGAGGAAAAGGAGUGUUCAAAUGAAUUAAGUGAGUCUUUACGGAUGGAAGUAGUACAAUCAUCUGUGGAGAAAUCAAAGAAAAAGAAAAGCAAAAAGAAAUUACGCAAGGAUUCUAAAAGCAAUAGCAUUGAAUUUGUCACGAAAUACGAUGAUGAUUCCGAGUCCCACAUCUGCAGUAGUGCACAAGUGGAAAACGAUUCACCCAAACGCAUCAAAUCACGCUCCCGCCGCAACUCCAGUUUGAACAAUGAAGAUACGAAUAAUGGUCCGUUUUCACCACGUAACAGUCUUGUAGACAACGAAGAGAUAAUGGGUAACGUAUUGGACAAUUUGUCUUCGACAGCUACCAAUAAAAAGAAGCUCAAAAAGCGUAAGAAGGCAAAGGAAACAUUUGCCACAAACGAGACCGACAUUAAAGAAGAUAUAACGGGGGAGGGCACAGAACACUCUCUUUAUUUCGAUUUAACCGUCAAAGUACCAACGGCGUCGGCAGCUGUCUCACCCGGCACAGCUAGCAUUAAUCCGCUCGCUACGCUAAGCCCACAAGGUAGUAUCUGCACACCGGGCAGCUCGUUGGACUCGGAAACGCCAGAGCUCAAGGAGCUGCUCAGUCUCUCGUCUUCUGCCGAAGGCUCACCCACCCAAGGAGAAGUCGAUACACCCGCUGUUGAAGCGAGGAUUUCGGCAGCAGCUGAUGCUUUGACAUCUACACCAACAACAGCACCAGAAGCGGCGAUAACGGUGGCCACGCGCACUUCUAUUACACCCACCACUACAACAAGAACAACAGUGGACACAUUUGAUAUCCUGAAGGACGCUAAUUUUUAUCCGCUUUUCUAAUUAACGCUGCAAACAGACUCAUAGUUGAAAAGUAAAUCCGACAAAACGAAACCUCCAAUAGCCUCACACUGCAUCCGCUCCUGCACCUGCACAUAUACCUAGCAUAAAACAACAUGAAAAUAUAUAUAUUUAAAAAAAAAUUGAAAUACAGCAGCAUUGGCCGCAAGCAAGCGUCUCUGCACUCCGCCGGCGCAACCUUAAACGAAACCACCCGACCAGCAAGUCCAAAUUGAUCUAAAAGACACAAACCCUCACGAACACUUUAUUAUCUUGUAUUAAAUUCUUAAUUCAUUUUUAUUGCUGCGAAUUCGAGUAUUUACAAAUAUGAAACGACGAUGUUCUAAAUAACGAAGAUUUAUAUUUCUGAACCUGUAUAUAGCUUACAUACAAACAUAUCCUUCAAAUAAAGUAUUUACGUUGAUUUAUAAAAAGUAAAAAUGGAGAA
This is a messenger RNA of Zeugodacus cucurbitae (melon fly), 10897 nucleotides long. It is a transcript of the gene Lmpt, whose product is annotated as four and a half LIM domains protein 2. Gene Ontology annotation, cellular component: nucleus; Z disc. NCBI's taxonomy places the organism in Eukaryota, Metazoa, Arthropoda, Insecta, Diptera, Tephritidae. The record is from RefSeq and is a predicted model, not a curated record. Gene Ontology annotation, molecular function: zinc ion binding; transcription coregulator activity. Bases 3250 to 10452 code for a protein of 2400 amino acids. The transcript has 4 exons.